Lingula anatina is the source of this 3374-nucleotide messenger RNA. Its product is annotated as DNA helicase MCM8. Gene Ontology annotation, molecular function: ATP hydrolysis activity; ATP binding; single-stranded DNA helicase activity. The record is from RefSeq and is a predicted model, not a curated record. Gene Ontology annotation, cellular component: MCM complex; nucleus. NCBI's taxonomy places the organism in Eukaryota, Metazoa, Brachiopoda, Lingulata, Lingulida, Lingulidae.
UGGUGCAACACACUGCAGCAGAUGAGGCGGUAUCUUCAGUAGCUUUUAGCUCAAGUGUUCUUGUCUGAUUCGUGUUAAGCGAACAACACAGGGGCAAUGCAGAGGGGUUUAUGUAUAAGCUAAGCGUUCCGCAAUACACAUGUAGGUUGACCAUCUGCAAGCAACGCAGACCAUACGCUUACAUAGCAUAGAUGAGCCAGUCAAGUGGAGGCCCUGGUAAUGGUAACUGGAGAGGUGGGCGUGGUAAUUGGAGAGGUGGGCGUGGCAACUGGGGAGGUGGGCAUGGCAACUGGAGAGGUGGGCAGGGAAACUGGAGAGGUGGGCGGGGAAACUGGAGAGGUGGGCGGGGAAACUGGAGAGGUAGAGGAGGUUAUUUCAAUCACUAUGGACGAGGAAGAGAAGGUGCAGCAGGUGGACCACCUAAACCCACCAGCAGUCAGCCCAGGGUUGUUCAAGCAAUGCACCCUUCACCAUACAAAGGAUGGAGAUUCUAUUUCCCAGAGGAAGCGUACUCUCCACAUUCACCUACUGUGACCAGGGUUCAAGUGUUUGAGAAGUACUUCAUCAACUGGAAAGCACUGUAUAAUGCUGAAAACAUUGAAUCUAAAGGACAUUUUACAGUUGAUUUCAAAGAACUGUGUCAGGAUCCAGUAAUACAAGAUGGUUUAUCUGAUCUGGCAGCUUUACUGAAAGAGAUGCCAGAGCAAAUGGUGAAUGCUAUUGGACUGGCUUUACAUCAGGUGUUGUCCAGUGGAUUGGAGCAGGAUGUUCAAGGUGACAGUGAGGAUCCAUUCCUACCUCCUCUGUCUGCUCCAUACAGCCUGCCAGUCAUCCAUGCCAGGAUUCUGAAUCAUGAACCUAUAACACAGCUCAAGAACUUGAAGGCACAUUACUAUGGCAAGUUUGUUUCUGUGAAAGGCACAGUGGUGAGAGUGAGUAACAUCAAACCUCUCUGCACCAAGAUGGCAUUUGAAUGCAACAGCUGUAGGACAGUACAGAGUGUCAUUCUUCCAGAUGGCAAAUAUGUUGUCCCAACAAAGUGUGUGAAUACCAAUUGUAAGGCCAGGACUUUUAUUCCACUGAGGAGCUCACAUCUUACAGAAACUAUUGAUUGGCAGACAAUAAGGGUUCAGGAGAUCAUCACUGAUGACAUGAGGGACUCUGGAAGAAUACCCAGAACAGUGGAUUGUGAACUUACAAAUGAUCUAGUGGACAGCUGUGUACCAGGAGACAUUGUCACAGUAUCUGGAAUAGUCAAAGUAACAAGUACAGAGAAAGGCAGAGGCAGAAACAAAGACAAGUGCAUGUUCUUGCUGUACCUCCAUGCUAACUCUGUGAACAACAGCAAAGGUCCCAAGAGUGGUGCAGGAGAACAGGGGCUGGCUAUAGACUUCACCCUCAAAGAAUUGUAUGCUAUAGAGGAGAUACAGAGUGAGAAGAAGUUGUUCAGACUUAUUGUGGGAUCCCUUUGCCCCUCUAUAUAUGGACAUGAGAUGGUGAAAGCUGGCCUUGUUCUAGGUUUAUUUGGAGGAUCACAAAAAUAUGCCAAUGACAAGAACCGCAUCCCAGUUAGAGGUGACCCUCACAUUCUAGUUGUUGGUGAUCCUGGUCUUGGAAAAAGUCAAAUGCUGCAAGCAGUAGCAGGAGUAGCACCAAGGAGUGUGUAUGUUUGUGGAAACACAACAACCUCCUCUGGGUUGACUGUGACUUUAUCCAAGGAAGGAGGAUCAGGAGACUAUGCCCUGGAGGCAGGAGCCCUGGUGUUAGCUGACCAAGGCUGCUGCUGUAUUGAUGAGUUUGACAAGAUGGGCAGUCAACAUCAGGCUCUGCUAGAAGCUAUGGAACAGCAGAGCAUAAGCAUUGCCAAGGCUGGGAUAGUAUGCAGUCUUCCUGCCAGGACAUCAAUCCUUGCUGCAGCUAAUCCAGUUGGUGGACAUUACAACAAAGGAAAAACUGUGUCUGAAAAUCUCAAGAUGGGAAGUGCUUUGCUGUCCAGGUUUGACUUGGUAUUCAUUUUGUUGGACAAACCAGAUGAGGAGAUGGACAGCAUGUUAUCUGAGCAUGUGAUGGCCAUGCAUGCAGGAAAGAAGAGAAUAUUACAAGGUACCACUGCAAGAAGAAAUCAAGAACAAAAUGAGGCCUAUAGUGAAUGGGAGGCUGAUAAACCCUUGUCUGAAAGAAUAAAGGUACCACGUGGAGAGAAUCUGGAUGUGAUCCCACCACAACUGCUCAGGAAGUAUGUUGGAUAUGCAAGAAAAUAUGUUCACCCGAAAAUUACGAAGGAAGCAGCAAAAGUUAUACAGCAAUUUUAUCUUGAUCUGAGAAAGCAGCACCAGUCCAGAGACAGCACUCCCAUCACUACCAGGCAGCUGGAGUCUCUGAUCAGGCUCACAGAGGCUCGUGCCAGACUAGAGCUACGUGAGGAAGCCACAGAGCAUGAUGCUAAAGAUGUGGUGGAUAUCAUGAAAUUUAGCAUGAUAGACACCUACAGCAAUGAACUUGGAUUUCUGGACUUUGAAAGAUCUCAGCAUGGCUCUGGGAUGAGCAGUAAAGCACAGGGUAAAAGGCUGAUAGCAGCCUUACAAAAGAUGUCUGAGACGACUUACAAUUCUCUGUUCACUGUACAAGAAAUGAGACAAAUAGCCCAGAGCGCUGGAAUUCAAGUUCGGGAUUUUGAAGACUUCAUAAGUUCUUUAAACAACCAAGGCUUUCUUCUGAAAAAGGGCCCAAGGGUUUACCAGCUACAGACUGCUGGUUUCUGAGGCCUUUGUGGAAGUGCUGGAUAACAGAGAGGGUCCCAGGCAUCUAAAUGCCUGAAAUAACUUGAUUUAAUACAUAUUCCAGACAUGAACAAGUGUUACUUUAAAAUCUCUCUUCCCCACGCCAAAGUAUGAAAAAUGGCAGUUUUCAAAGGAGAAAAAUGUUAAUUAGUUGGUUGUUUUCCCUAUUAUCAAGUACAUUUGCUUCUGUGGUGCCUGCACGGAAUAUAAUUACGUGUGUGUAAAAGCUGGAAAUUUGUACACACCUGGAAUAUAUGGAAUUGUGUGUCAGGGGCACAAGGCAAUCAACUUACAACAAUGCCAGUUGAAAACGACCAGGAAGACUUAAAGUAUUGCAGCUUUUUGUGUGCCUGCAUUACAUCAUAUUACAUUGAUGUUGGGGACCCAGUGCGUAAAGGAUGCUGAAGUGUUAUUUAGCGUCCUGUGACAGGAAAAUUUAAUGCUGACAAUAGGAGAGAUGGCUCAUGUGAUAUCAGAGGUGAAUAAAGGGCGGAAGUAAAGGUUAUUAAAUCUUCAUGCCCUGCAGUUAUAUUAAUAACAUCAUGUGUAGCUGCCAGAUGAUCAGAUAACAUGGAAAGGUGAACUGAAGCAUUU